Molecule: messenger RNA, 327 nt
Organism: Dentiscutata erythropus
Lineage: Eukaryota; Fungi; Glomeromycota; Glomeromycetes; Diversisporales; Gigasporaceae
Source: the annotation of a GenBank genome assembly
AUGCAUGCUCACUAUUAUUCCUUUUUAACUAUACAUCAUAACUAUAAUGAUUCUCGAAAAAAUAAAACAGUCAUCUAUACGAUCGUAACUAAUGGAGAAAUUGAAGAUGUUCCAUUCACAUGUCCCGAAAAUUAUGAUUAUAAAUCUCCAAAUAUUCGUAAAGCCUGUUUUGUUCGUUCCGCUAAUUUGGUUUGUAUGUGGUUGUUCGUGGGUUUUGCUACUCUUUGGGAAAUUUCUGGCUGUUUUGGUAUUGUUUCAAAAGUCGAAGAUUUGGAAUAUACCUUCCUCGAACAUGAGCCUGAAGAACGCGCUCCUCUUAAUGUUUGA